Episyrphus balteatus (marmalade hoverfly) is the source of this 764-nucleotide messenger RNA. Its product is annotated as MORN repeat-containing protein 5-like. The record is from RefSeq and is a predicted model, not a curated record. The transcript has a single exon. NCBI's taxonomy places the organism in Eukaryota, Metazoa, Arthropoda, Insecta, Diptera, Syrphidae. The coding region runs from base 119 to 745 and encodes 208 amino acids.
GACUGAUUAAAUUUUUGUACUGUCCCCUUCUUUUGAUAAAUGCUAAGUAGAAUUUAGGAAUCAAGCCAAGUAAACUUUGGAAUUUAUAAAACAAAAAAUUUACAUUUUCACGUAUAUUAUGAUGGCUCCAGUCCCAUUUAAAAAUGAAAAUCAGAAUCUUAAAUUCUGUACAGGAACUUCAUAUACCGGAAAAUUAGAUUCCGAAGGUCAAAUGACUGGCCUAGGAACAUACUCUUAUCCAAAUGGCACAGAAUAUAGAGGACAUUUAAAAAAUGGUCAAUUCCAUGGCAGUGGAAUGAUAAUCGAUAUAAAAUCAAAAUUUAAAAUGUGUGGAUAUUUUAUCAAUGGUAAAUGUGAUAAAUAUGACAUAUUCUUUGGCGAUGGAUUAGAAUACAAUCAAGAAAAUUGGAGUUAUUGUACCGAAUCGGAUCGUCGUUUUUGGAUUGAAAUAAAUCAGGGAAUACCUGCUGUGGGGGAGACAUUUUUAACCAACGAUAAACCUUCAAGAAUUAUUCCACCCGGACAUUAUGACACUGGAGAGGGUUUCUUUGAUCCAAAAAGUGAUAGCAUUGUUGAUGCAUUGAGUGGAAAAAGAAUACGUCAUGUUUGUCUUCAUGAAAGAAAACGAAUUUUAGAAAAUUAUCGAAUGAAUCAAGUUGAUUUUGAGAUGAAGCAUAAUUUGAUGAAGGAGGUUAAAGAAGUUGAUAUCUCGACUGAUUCCUGGGUAUCUUCUGAUGGCAAAUAAAGAUGUUUUUAUUUUGAAU